AUGGCGGCGUUGGAUUUUGGCGUUCACUUCGAACCCACAGACCACGAAAUCAUCACCUUCCUUCUCAAAAGAGUCACCGGCCUCGCUGGAGACGACAAUUCUAUCAAGACCGACCAUCUUUACGGCCACAGGGAACCCUGGCAGAUUUUCGGAGACGACCAUCAAACAACGAGGCGUUACUUGUACAGCAGUCUCACCAAAAAGACUGCGGGCGGCCACCGGUUUUCCCGGAACUUGGGAAAGGGCACGUGGACCAACAAAGGCCAGGCCACUCCCAUUCUUUCUCUCGACCGACGUGUCAUCAUUGGUUACCGGAGAACUUUCCGUUACCAGACCAAGGCUAUGAGUAAUUCAGACAAGGGUUCGUGGCUGAUGACAGAAUACGUGCUUCCGGAUACCGCCAUCAAGUGCAUCAAAGAAGAGUACAAGAAUUUCGCGCUGUGUGUUCUCAAGAAGAAAACCAAGAAGAUUGUUAAUAAGCCACGUGUUGGGAGUGGAUUGGGUGAUUCUGGCGUGGAUUCCUCUUGUUCAUGCAGCGUUGUGGCUUCUAUUUCUGAUUGUCGGGAUCAAGGCGAUGAUGUGGAUUUUGGAUAUGUGGGCCCGGAACAAGUACAGAUCACAGACGAGGAUUGGAUACAUGAGCUAGAGGAGAGUGUUAUGGAAGAUCAACAUGAUGACGUCAUUAAGGGUGCUGAUGUUGCUGCUGAUUGUCCUGAUCGAGAAGAGGGUGAUUCGAGUCCAGGUGGCGAUGAUGAUGAUGAUUGGAUCCAUGAACUGGAGGAGAGUAUGAUGUAUGAUGAGAAGCCUGUUGACGAAAGUGGGCCCUUAUUGUGUGAUGAUCCAAGUUUCGAGAAAGAGUUGCUCGACUUCUUUGAUUUUGAACUUCCUGCAGACCAUCACUUCCUAUGGGAUAACCUGCCCGACAAUGGCAGCUUUUUCUGGCAGGAUCAUUCUUCGACAGCCCCAUUGAUUGCCGGUAGUUAG
Molecule: messenger RNA, 984 nt
Organism: Striga asiatica
Lineage: Eukaryota; Viridiplantae; Streptophyta; Magnoliopsida; Lamiales; Orobanchaceae
Source: the annotation of a GenBank genome assembly